This is a messenger RNA of Talpa occidentalis (Iberian mole), 456 nucleotides long. RefSeq names its product ribonuclease pancreatic-like. Lineage: Eukaryota; Metazoa; Chordata; Mammalia; Eulipotyphla; Talpidae. The record is from RefSeq and is a predicted model, not a curated record. The transcript is spliced from 2 exons. Bases 1 to 456 code for a protein of 151 amino acids. Gene Ontology annotation, molecular function: nucleic acid binding; RNA nuclease activity.
AUGAGGUGGAGCCACCAGGGGAUCGUGGCCACCAUGGCUCUGAAGUCCCUUGUCCUGUUCUCACUGCUGGUCCUGGUGCUGCUGGUGCUCGAGGGGGCCCAGGCUGCUUCUGUCCAGGAUUUCCAGAGGAAGCACCUGGACCCCAGGAUUGGUCCCUUCAGCCGCAACUACUGCACCCAGAUGAUGAGGAACCGGAAACUUUCAGGAAGGGUCUUUAAUACCUUUGUGCACCAAACCCUUGCGGCUGUCCAGGCUGUCUGCCGUGAGCCAAAUAUCCCUUGCAAAAACACGAAGAACAACUGUCACAGGAGCCCGUACCGAAUGAGAAUCACAGACUGUAUCCUGACAAGGCAUCGCCCCAUAAUUACCUACACAUCACGGCACCGCAGCGCAUACAUCGUUGUUGCCUGUUUUGGGAAACCACCUAUGCCUGUCCACUUUGAUGGUUCCAGAUAG